UUGCAGACUCUCAGCAAUCUGCUGGAGGAGGAUCGACUUCAGGAAGCGUUGGAAUUCGCGCUUGGAUUAGCAAGACCUUUCUGUGCCUUGAAGGUUAUUGACAAGCUAAGUGAUCGAGAUGAAUUGAUGCCUGCUUUAAUAAAACUAGAUAAGCAGAAAAUUCAAGUCUUGCUAGGAUUUGUUACACAAUGGAACACUAAUAGUCGGACUUCUCUGGCGAGUCAGAAUGUCUUAAACUGCCUGCUGAGGAUAAUUCCACCCGAACAGCUGCUCGAAUUGCCGAAUAUUAGAUCUACCAUUGAAUCAUUGAUUCCUUACACUAAAAGCAGAAUGGCCGACGAUUUGCCAAUGGAGAGCAUCGAUGAUAUGCCGGAGUUGAUCGACGUCGAUCUCCCUACUCAGUUGCCGUCAUUAAUCGAGCAGAACACAACUGAACCCGAAAAGCAGACAGACGAGUUCCGAUUAGUAAGUUGUUUGUAUGCACAUGACUGA
Messenger RNA from Cooperia oncophora, 492 nucleotides. Lineage: Eukaryota; Metazoa; Nematoda; Chromadorea; Rhabditida; Trichostrongylidae. The record is from the annotation of a GenBank genome assembly.